Messenger RNA from Schistosoma spindalis, 2959 nucleotides. The record is from the annotation of a GenBank genome assembly. NCBI's taxonomy places the organism in Eukaryota, Metazoa, Platyhelminthes, Trematoda, Strigeidida, Schistosomatidae.
CAGAAAAGCAUGAUUACGUGUAAUGAGGAAAUUUCUGUGGAUUUGACAGAUUAGCUUUUUAUCAGAAUAGUUGGUAAUUAACAUAAUUUCUUCUUAUAAAAGAAGACUGAAUUCGUAGUGGAUUUUAAUCUAUUAUACAUUAACUGUCAUAUAUAUACAUAUAUAUUACUGAAAACUUGUGGACAGAUUGAAAUGUAAACUGUCUAUUAUCUAAUAAUACAUGGGAAAUAUUAAAAAACAGUUUAUUAUAUUCGUUUAGAAAAGAAAAAGAGAAGAAUUCAAAGCAACCACUAACACUACCACUACUACCACCACCACCACCACAACAACAACAACACCACCACCACCACCAACAACAAUAAAAACAAUCAACAUUCAAUAAAUUACUUCCAAUGUAAUAAAUUAAUUAAAUAUGAAUUAUUUAAAAAAUUCAUUUAUAAAAACACAAUUAUAUUUAUAUCAAUAUAUACUACUUAUUAUAAUAAAUAUUAUUAUAAUAUUUAAUAUUAAAUUCACUUAUCAAUUAGAUACAACAAUAUGUCCAAAACAAUGUAUAUGUAGUUCAAAACGUAUGAAUUGUGAAUUAACUGGUUUAAAUUAUUUACCAAUACCACCAUCAAUAUUACAAUUAGAAUAUUUAUUAAUACAAAAUCAAACAUUUCUUAAUACACAUUUAGGACCAAAUGAAUUAUUUAUCUAUCGUAGUAUUGAAUAUGGUGGUAAAAUUCAAUUAAAAAGUUUACAUAUACGUUAUUGUAAUAUUAUUAGUUUAGAACGUAAUACAUUUCAAACAAUUGGUAAACAAUUACGUUUAUUAGAUUUAACAGGUAAUCCAUUAAUACAAAUAGAUGAUUAUACAUUUAAUGGUUUAAAUCAAUUAACUUUAAUAAUGGAUGAAAUUAAAUUACGUUAUUUUCAUCCAAAUAUAUUUAAUGGUAUAACACAAAUGAAAAGUUUAAUUAUACGUAAUUCUAAUUUAUAUGAAUUACCAUAUGAAUCAUUAUUACAAUUAAUUACUAUGAGUAAAUUAAAUCAAUUAAUUAUAAAAGGGAAUCAAUUGAAACAACUUAAUAAAAAAUAUGAUAAAAUAUUUAAAGAAUUACAACAUUUUGAAAUUAAUAAUAAUCCAUGGCAUUGUGAUUGUCAAUUAAAUUGGCUUAUAAAACGUUAUCAUUUAAUACAUAAAUAUCAUAAUAAUAAUAAUAAUCAUAAUCCUAAUAAUCCUAAUCAUAAUAAUAAUAAUAAUACAAUUGAUCAUAAUUGGAAUCAUAAUGAUGAAGAAGAAAAUAAUCAACCAAAAUGUUCAACACCAUUAUCAUUAGCUGGUUAUAAAUUUAGUGAUUUAAUUACUGAUUUAUCAGAAACAUAUAAUAAUAAUAAUAAUAAUCUAAAUACAAAUCUAUGGGAAAAAUCCAAUUCACCAUUUAUACUUUAUUGUCCACCCCCACAACUUGAACGUCUUGAUAUUGAUUUAAGUAAUUUUAAUCAUAUUCAAAAAUCUAUUAUCAAUAAAUCUUAUCAUCAAUCAUAUGAUUCGGUUCGUUUAACAUGUUCAAUGAAAGGAUCUAGAGAAUUAUCAAUUCUAUGGUAUUAUCAUAAUCAUCAUAAUAAUAAUAUGACUUUAGUUAAUUUAUCCAAUCAUCAUAUUCUACAUAAAUAUCCAAAUAAUAAACAAAUAUCCUAUAUGAAUAAUGAUAUUAUUAAAGUGGAAAGUCAACUGGAUAUAAUAAAACAACAACAAAUUGAUAUUUAUUCAUGUAUUGGAAUUGAUGUUAUUGGUAAUGUAACAGCAACUAUACAAUUACAAUGGCCAUUAAUACAAUUAUUAAAAAUUGAUAAUAAACUAUCAUUAUCAAUAUAUAAUGAAAGUAAAUUAAAUUAUUUAAAUAAUUGGUCUACUAAUACUACUACUAUUGAUGGUAGUAGUAGUAGUAGUAGUAGUACUAUAUCAUCAUUAUCUUAUACAAAUUCAAUGUUACAUAUGAAACAAUUUAGUUUAGGUGAAUUAAUAGCAGCUACAGCUGGUACAUUUUUAUCAACUGUUUUAUUAUUUUUUAUUGUCUAUCAAACAUUUCAUUGUAGAUUAACAUCAUGUGAUAAACGUAAAUUAUAUAGACCACAUAAAACAGAUCAUAGUAUAUUAGAAGUGCCUAAUAUAUCACCUGAUGGUAUAUCAUCAUUAAAUACAACAUUAUGUAAUAUAUCAAAACCAACGACAAUUACAACGGCAACAACAACAACUACUACUACUACAAUAAUAACAACAACAACUAAUAGUAAUAAUAAUAGUAGUAAUGGUUCUGUAGAAACAAAUUUACUACAAAAUUCAAUAACAAAUUGUCCUACAAGUCAAUUAAAUUCUGAAACUAUUUCAUUAACAACUAAUUUAUUAAAUGCACAACAAUUUUUAAAUGGUUUAUCUGGAUUUAAUCAUGGUACACUACCUGUAAAUAUAAGACAACAAACUAUUCAAACAGAAUUAGGUAGAUGUAUUCAACCAGCACCAAGUAGUACAAUAGGUGAUGGAAGUUUAAAUUCAAUGUCAUAUGAACCAAUAUCAUAUUCAGAUACUAAUAAUGUAACAUAUGAUGUACCAUGGAUAGUUAAUACUAAUACAAAUGAUAAUAAUAUAAAUAAUCAUAAUAUAAUUAAUAUGAAUCAAAGAAUAUCAAAUGAACAAUGUAUUCCAUUAUUAUAUAAUGGAUUACCUACAAAUAUAUCUAAUCAUACUGGUUUACUUAUUCCACCACCACCAUCAAUUCCACAACCUUCAUUACCAAAUUCUUGUACAAAUUCAACAUUAUCAUUAAAAACUGUUACUAUUCAACCAAAUUUUCAAUCGAAUCUUCUUUUUUUACAAUCUGGCUGUUAUCCACAAUUAAUAAAUUCUGUUACAACAAAUUCACAAUUAAAUCAGGGAUCUUCUGGUUUAACAAAUUAUUUAAAUUAUCAUUCAUAA